CUUUUUAAUUCAACACAACCUACACCGGAAAUUGCCGACAACCAUUAGGUCUAUAAUAGCAACCUUUGAAUUUAUGAUUCUCUCGACCUGAGCUUCCGCAAUGGCAUCUCAGUAUGGCACAGGAAAUAAAAAUCCUCCUUGGGCAAGGCAAGCAACUGAUUUCAUUGCUGCCAACGCUGUGGGUGGCAUAGCAACGGCACAAAUGCCUCAGGUGACAUCAGGAAUAGUGCAGACUUCUGCAAUGGCCGCUAGCCCCACCGUUUACUCAUACAGCUCGGCAACAGCUAUGCAACAGCAACAUCAACAACAGUUUGCACAAUCUCAGAUUGCUUCUGUCAUCCACAACCAAGCAGGGUUGCAGACAGCUGCUGCUGGAGUUGCACUGUCUCAACCAGGAAUGGCUCUGCCUACCACACUGGGUGGGGGAAGUUCACAAGUGGCUACUGUAAGCUACCCCACAGCUCGUCCCAACCAGGCCUCUGCUCAAGCAGCAAAUGCUGCAGCCAGUCAGAAACAACGAGUUUUUACAGGAACCGUCACUAAACUUCAUGAUAACUUUGGCUUCAUUGAUGAAGAUGUCUUUUUUCAAAGCAGUUGUGUUAAAGGGAUAGCACCAAAAGUAGGAGACAGGGUGUUUGUGGAGGCUUCCUACAACCCAGCCAUGCCAUUCAAGUGGAAUGCCACACGUGUACAAGUUUUAAACAGUCAGGCAUCUGGUGUCACAGCAGUGGCCAACACAGCCACCCAGCAACUAGCAGCCAUGCAACAGGCAGCAAAGACAAUGGGCCUGGGUGCCCUGGGUGUGGCCCCAGGGAUAAACACAGGGGGCCUGAUAGGAGGAGUUAACCCGAUGCAGUUGGCUGGUGCCAUGGCAGCAAUGAACAGUGCCAGUCUUAUUAACUCUCUUGCUAGCCAACCGAGAGCUCUUCUGAGCCAGGCUGGAAGGGGAAGAGGUUUAAUUCGUGGGGGAACAAGCACUGGGCGGCAGACUUACAGCGAGUCUUCGAGAUACAGUGAAGAUCGAGAACGGGAGCGAGAUCGUGGGCGUGAUCGAGACCGUGAUCGUAGAGAGAAACGAGAUUCCCGUCGCCGUUCUCGGUCUUCCUCUCCAUCAAGCAGCCGACCUAGGAGUCCAAAACGAAAAACAUCACGCCCUCCACCUAGAUAUGUGGUGCAGGCACCUCAGGCCACACUGAAUAUGCCAGAAGCUGGGGUGAUGGUGCUGAAGACAAAAUACUCCAACAUGUAUAUACCUAGUGACUUCUUCCAUGCAAGCUUUCCCUGGGUGGAUAAUCUGCCUCUGCAGCGUCCCUUCACCUUAGGCCAGUCAUGCAAGUUCCAUGUUAUGCACAAAGAAGUUACUUCUCUUAACCCUGAGUCUGCUGUACUGGACCCUCCAGAUGCUGAUCACAGCUUUUCUGCCAAGGUGAUGCUGCUGGCUUGUCCAAGCAUGGAGGAGCUCUACAGCAAGUCAUGUGCAUUGGCCCAGGAGAAUGGUGAACAUCAAGAGUCUUUUCAGCAUCCAACUCGGUUACUUCAGUUUCUUGUAGGUACCCGGGGUAAGAAUGAGCCCAUGGCUAUUGGUGGGCCGUGGUCACCAUCCCUUGACGGCGACGGGCCAAAUGAAAAUCCACAGGUGCUGAUCAAGACUGCCAUCCGAACUACCAAAGCUUUGACGGGGAUUGACCUUUCCAAGUGCACUCAGUGGUAUCGCUUUGCAGAGAUCCGCUACCUGCGUGCUGAGACCCGCGACAAGCCAGUGCGGGUUGAAACUGUCGUACUUUUCUUGCCAGACGUUUGGCGCUGCUCCCCAACCAGGCUGGAGUGGACAGGCCUGCAGAAAUCCUACAUGCAGAAACUGCACAAGAAACUGAAUCCCACAGCCGAGGAUGCAGACGAUCAGCAGCAGGAUUCAGAGGAUCCUGGCGUGCAGAAGAAUGAACCAACACAUUUCUCCAAACUGGACCCAAAGACUUUGAAGCUACAGGAACUACGCGAUGAACUGGACAGCAGGAACCUGAGUGCUAAGGGCCUAAAAUCUCAGCUAAUUGCACGCCUCACCAAAGCCUUGCUUUCAGAGCAAGAAAAAGAGGAAGAGGCAGAAACCAUGGCAGCUGCACAGCGAGAAAAAGAGGAGGAGGGAAAGAAUGAUGAAAAUGACAAAGAGAAGGAGAAGGACAGUGUACAAAAAAAAGAGCAAGAAGAAGAGCAAAAAAGAAAAGAAAAAAGAGAUCGGCAGCAGCUGGAGAGGCGCUACACUUUGCCAGAUUCUCCAUCCAUCCUGGUACACCCACAUCCAACAGCCAAGUCAGGCAAGUUUGACUGCUCUGUUAUGACCCUCUCCCUUCUGCUAGACUAUCGACCAGAAGACAACAAGGAGCAUUCCUUUGAGGUUUCUCUAUUCGCAGAACUCUUCAAUGAAAUGCUGAUGCGAAACUUUGGGUUCUCAAUCUACAAAGCACUGGUGAUGGCCCCAGCCCAGCCUAAAGAAGAGGAAAAGAAAAAGAAAGAGAAGGAUGGCAAGGACAAGGACAGCAAAGAAAAAGAAAACAAAGACAGUAAAGAUAAGGACAAGGACAUCAAAGACAAAGAGCGAGCAAGAGAGAAAGACAGGAAAGGUGACAGCAAAUCAGAGGAACCUCCAGCUAAACGGCGGAAGGCAGACGAGGCAAGAAAGGAUGGGGAUGGCGAGAUGGAUGACGAUGAUGAGAGAGAUGAUAGAUAUUAUGCCAAACUGAUGAUGUUUCCUACACAGGACUCCAGUGGAAGAGAGGAGGAAGAUGAUGAGAAACGUGAUAAAGACAAGAAAGAAAAGGACACCAAGCGUGACAAGCGGAAGUUUUUGACAGUGGAUCCUGAGUUGCUACUAGCUUGUGUCUAUUAUGACCAAAAUCACUGUGGUUAUAUACAAGAGCAUGACCUGGAGGACAUAAUCUACAGCCUUGGCAUUGACCUUUCAAGGGCACAGGUUCGUAAACUAGUGCAGAAGGUGCUGGCACGGGAAUGUUUCCACUACCGUAAAAUGACGGAUGUUCCUCAGGCACGUGAUACAGAAGUUGCCAUGGCUACUACCAUAUGCCCUUGCGAUAUGGAAGCGGUUGCUCGAGGUAACUCGGAUUACCUGGUGGCAGUGCGAACUGCAGGACGUGUGGCAGACCGCGAGUCAGGCAACAAGGGAGAGGUGGUGGAGGUUGCUGACAAUGGGAGGGAGGAAGGAAAGUUCGUCAGGUACAAGGGCUCGGUUGUAGACCUUGAAAGCUUGAUACAGAAACUGGAGGGAAGCGACAAGUCCUGUGCUCUCCUUGAGAACAGACUGGCAGACAUGGCUGUUGAACUGGAAGCACUGAAGGAGAACCUUUCUACCCAGGAAGCAGCAGUACGAGCUGCCAGAGAUGAAUUCACUAGCACUCAGGCUAAAUUGCAAGCCGAGGUCAGCCGACGUGUUGCCUUGGAAACACAACAGGUACAGCUGGAGGUGGCUAUUGGGGAGACCAAGGGUAUGUUGCAGCAGGCUCUCUCUGUCCUCUCCAUUGUGCCUGUGGCAGCUUCUGAAUCUUCUGAAAAGAAGGCUGGCGAUGCUGGAAGCAAAAAACGUGAACGGAAAGAUCCUAGCCCAGUCAGUGUGAAAAAGGAGAAGAUUUAACUUGUGCAGACGAUAGUCUGUCAUUGCAUGGUCUGGACUCAGAUCUUCAGAAAAUACACGAAGGAAUAUAUCAUUUUCUGCCUGUGCCUGUUUCUCAACUAUAAUCCAGUUUGAGAAGAAAAAGGACUUUGCAAACACUGACUUCAAUGUCAAGACACCUGGUUUGUGAUGUUCUCAAAAGUGUCAGUAAAGACGGCAAGGUUACAGAGUCUGUGGAUAUUAAAUCUGGAAUAUGUGACCUUUAGAUGCAGUGCACAAUGUGCCCACGAUUAAGACUUUUUAAAGACACUGUGUCCAAGGUAUUUACUACGUGAUGGCAGUUCAAGUGUCGAGGUGGACUUGUUUGACAAAUAUGCCAUCUUAAGUGCAUCCUGAGGAGGUUACUUACAAAAUCAAAGACAUUUCUGCACAGCUUUAAAAAGGAGGUAAUGCCUCCAUAUUUUAACAGUUUAAAAUUUUCUCUGAGAAUAAUAGGUUUGAAAAUCAUAAGGCUCAUGUUAAUGUGUUUCAGGACAAAAUGUAAGAAGCUGCUGCUGUCGUUUGUAGAUGGUGGGUGCUAAAUCCAUGUGUGUUUAGACAGAUGUGCUUGUGUGUUGCAUGUUCAGAGUCAUAAAGUCCUCUAUUGUUGGUGCCAGGUUCUUCUGCCAAAAAUAGUCUCUGAAAACCUGAUGCGAAUACUGUGAGGUUUUGGUGCUUUUAGAGACUGGACAUUGUAUUAAAUGUUUAUCCAAAAGUAUUUAAAUUUAUCUAGACUACAGCUCUUCUUAAUGGGCUCUAGUUCUUAGAUGCAAACAUGUCAAGCAAGUGUAUGAACUGUUAAUAUUGUUCACCUCAUAAGACAUUAAAUAAUAUGUUUAUGUGUUAACACUGUAGUGUUUUUGUGUGCUACAUGUAACAGCAGUUUGUGUGCUACAUGUAACAGCAAUGUUUGUGUGGUGCAUGUAACAAAAGUGUUCAUGUGGUGCAUGUAACAGCAUUGUUUGUAGGAUACAUGUAACAGCAGUUUGUGUGGUUCAUGUAACAGCAGUGUAUGUGUACUACAUGUAACAGUGGUGUUUCUGGGGUACAUGUAGCAACAUGGUUUGUGUGGUGCAUGUAACAGCAGGGUUUGUGUGGUACAUGUAACAGCAUUGUAUGAUACAUGUAACAGCAGUUUGUGUGGUGCAUGUAACAGCAGGGUAUGUGUGCUACAUGUAACAGCAGUUUUUAAGUAAUGUAGUGGAAUGAGGCUGAUGCCUGGCACAUAAGAUGGUCAACACUUUAAGGAAAGUAUGACAAAAACAAGAACAACAACUAUUGAUCAUGCCUGCCUUGAUGACUGUAAUGAGCGUGAUCUAUUUUUACUGACAUCGGAUGCAGAGGUAGCGAUUGAAAGUAUUAAACAUAGAAAUUGGAAUAAGUUACUAUGAUCAGUUACAGCUUAUACAAAGAGUUUAAUGACAGCUGUCUGUAAAACAAAGAUCAGAUCUUGUACCUGCAGGUGUGCCCAGGAAUUCUCUGAUUAAAAAUUGCAUCUUCACCAAGAGAUGAUUUCAUCUUUUAUUGAGAUACAAACACUAAAAGCGCUAGCUACAGGAAAACAAGGAAAUUACUAUGUUUGUGCAUCAAUAUAUGGAAAGUGAGUUUAUGAAAUUGUCAGACAGGAUGGUCCCUCAUAUUUUGUUUUUUGUGAGAAAUUUAAGUAAAGCUAUAGUAAGUUUUAUUUCCUCAAAAUCUGUUGGCAGCUUGCAUUAAUGUACUGAUGUAGUAGUCAGUCAUGUGACUAUUGCAACGUAGAUGCUCAUGACCAGAUGUAAAGAUUUUAGUUGGUCGUGUUUUUAACAGGUGGAAUUUUGCUCUGAAACUGCAUGCUGGUCAAUCUGCACAUCUGUAAAUGUCAGGAACCUUUUUUUUUUUAAAUUUUAUCAAAAGUUUUUUUUUUGAUGAAGCUGAUUGAAACUCAUAAACUUAAUCUGCUGUGUAGAAAUGCUGAAAAUCUGAAUUUGGGAAUUUGUGAGAGUUACGGGUCUGUUAGGUUUAUUAUGUAACAUGAAAAGAGCCGAGUUUAGAGGGAUUUUUUGCUGUCUCCUUAGGAUUAAGAUUCCUUAGAGGAAUAAGAAAACAUAUUUCUCAUUUUACAGAAUAAAAAAAUGAAUUUUCUUGCCCAAGA
This is a messenger RNA of Pomacea canaliculata, 5792 nucleotides long. RefSeq names its product cell division cycle and apoptosis regulator protein 1-like. Gene Ontology annotation, cellular component: nucleus. The record is from RefSeq and is a predicted model, not a curated record. Gene Ontology annotation, biological process: regulation of DNA-templated transcription. The transcript has 22 exons. NCBI's taxonomy places the organism in Eukaryota, Metazoa, Mollusca, Gastropoda, Architaenioglossa, Ampullariidae. The coding region runs from base 101 to 3643 and encodes 1180 amino acids.